AUGAACGAAGAGAACGAGACUCCUUGGCCUUCUUUCCUCAUAGAUCUGGACCUCGCGAUUCGGGAGAAACGAGACCAGCCGUCCGGUGCACAUGGAAAGACUGGAACGAGAGCCUUCAUGCCCAUAGCACAAUUGCUGGGUGAUGAGCUCACCUUUCUUCACGGCUUAGAGUCAUUCUUCUGGGUGCUCUUCUGGGUUUGUAUCCAUUUCAAUGGUCCGAAUGACACCGGACGGGUAGUUAAAGAGUUCGACGAAUGGAACUAUGUUAGCACGGAGGAUCUAGCUAAACUAAAGCUGGGAACGGUCUCGGACGACGAGAUUUUCAAGAACACUAUGGACAAAUUUACGGAAUACCACCAACUGUUGAAACGGUGGGUUGAUGAGUUGCGAAGGGUGAUUUUCCCUAAUGGGAAGAUCCGGAGAGAGGAUAACAAAGGUGUCUUUUCCCGAAUGCUCUCGAUACUGCAAGCUGCGAAAAAGGCGUUGGAAGUCGUAUAG
This is a messenger RNA of Aspergillus melleus, 498 nucleotides long. RefSeq lists its product as uncharacterized. The record is from RefSeq and is a predicted model, not a curated record. Bases 1 to 498 code for a protein of 165 amino acids. Lineage: Eukaryota; Fungi; Ascomycota; Eurotiomycetes; Eurotiales; Aspergillaceae. The transcript has a single exon.